This is a messenger RNA of Vigna umbellata (rice bean), 4174 nucleotides long. RefSeq names its product forkhead-associated (FHA) domain-containing protein. The record is from RefSeq and is a predicted model, not a curated record. Gene Ontology annotation, molecular function: protein binding. NCBI's taxonomy places the organism in Eukaryota, Viridiplantae, Streptophyta, Magnoliopsida, Fabales, Fabaceae. Gene Ontology annotation, cellular component: nuclear membrane.
GAUGGAACAAAAUCAUAAAUUUAAAUUAUAAAAAAUAUCGGAUUUUAAGAAAAUUAAAACGCAGGUAGAAAUAGCCGUUGCACCUCGUCAAAUAAACGGUCAGCAUUCUCUAAUAAUUCAAUUCAAAACCUUCUUCUCUUUUAUUCGUUAAACCUCACUUGCUCACUCCUUCAAACCCAAAUUCGGCAACAGUCAUCGAAAACCAGAGAAAGAAAUACAGAGAAUGGGUUCUGAGAAGCGAGCGAAAGGCGAGGAAGACGAAGGUGAAAUCCCUGUGCUGACGGUGCUCAAGAACAACACAAUCCUCAAGAACAUCUUCAUCGUCAACAAGCCGCCGGAGGAGCCAGAAAAGGCGUCACGUGGCGAGCACGUGGAUGUUCUCCUCGUGGGGCGCCACCCCGACUGUGACCUCAUGCUCACGCACCCCAGCAUCAGCCGUUUCCACCUCCAGAUCCGCUCCAAGCCAUCCACACGCGCCUUCUCCGUUGUCGAUUUGUCUUCCGUGCACGGGACGUGGGUGUCGGGAAAGAGGAUCGAGCCGAUGGUGAGUGUGGAGAUGAGGGAGGGGGACGUCCUCAGGAUCGGGGUUUCCAGUAGGGUUUACCGUCUACAUUGGAUUCCGAUUAGUCGCGCCUAUGAUUUGGAAAAUCCGUUCGUUGCGCAAUUGGAUGUGGUUGCCGAAGAAGAAGAAGAAGAAGAAGAAGAAGAAGAGGAGGAGGAGCAGGAAGAGAAAAUGCAGAAGUUGAAUGGCUAUCCUGCUGAAAUGGAAGUGGAUUCAAUUGUUGAGGAUAAAAGUUCCUUAUUCCCGGAUGAGAAUGUAAAACUAAUUGUGGAAGUGGAUUCAAUUGUCGAGGAUACAAGUUCUUUAUUCCUUGAUGAGAAUGUAAAACUAACUGUGGAAGAGGAGAUUCACUUGGCACCUUGGAUGCUGGAAGAAAAGAAGAGCCCAUCACAAGAGGAAGCAAUUGGAACCCAAAUAUCUGAUGGUGAAAAAAAUUUGGGUGACUCUGUAAGUCAGGUUCUAUCACCACCUUAUGUGGAAUCACUUGUCCAAGGUCAUGUCAUACUGACAGAAAAAUUGUCUGAGACUUUAUGUUUGCCAGCUGUGGAAGCUGUUUUGGAGACCAAAAUGCUGCAUUACCAUACUCCACAUAAUACACUUUCUUCCUCAUUACCACCUGGUCAUGAAAAUUCGUUUGAAAAGCUUCAUUUCAACUUGCCUAAAGAAACCGAAUGUGAAUAUGAAUGUACAGACAGAGAUGAUGAAGGUGUUGUAGAUGCCUUUCCAGUUCCUGCGCCUCUUGAUGAGAAAAGUUUAGCCGAAGAUGUAAUACUGCCUAAAGAAUCUGAAUCCGAAUUUGCCCUCAGAGACUACUAUAGAAGCACGUCAGAUGAUUUUACUGCUGGAGGUGGAAAUAUGGAUUCUGUGGAUAUGUUGCCACCAGUCAAGGAAGCUGUGCUAGGAACACUCGAUGAGCAGAUUAAAAUUGUUGACAUAGUUGCUAUUGAUUGUUCAUCUGACAUAGACAAGCAAGACAUGUAUAGAUCACAGUCACAGCUGGGGAAGGAUAAAUUUUGUCAUGACCGUAGGCACUCACUCAAUGAAAUAACUCAAGAUGUUAGAAACAAGUGCACAGGUAUCAUCUCCUCCCCCACAUCACGUCAGAUAGAGUCAGUCAAUUUAUCAAUGACACAAGAAUUAGUUUUCAAUAUUAUGAAUAAGGACCAGACCCUGCAGUCUGAUAUGGAAAUCCUUGAAAGCUGUGUAAAAGCAGUGGAGAAAACUUCAACAAAUCAUAAUAUUUGGUCAAGAAGAGGUAAAGCUGAUAGAGCUCCUCAGGUUCGAACUAGCAAGAGCACAGUUAAGAGUGCAGCCAACGUUGACGCUGAAGUUGCAAUGAGCAAGGAGAAGGAUAUCAGAAAUAGAACAGUCGCAAAGAACCUUUUCUCUGUACAGGAUGGGGAGGUAGAGGAAGAAGAAAUCUUCACUCCAGAUAAAGAAAAUUUCAGUCCAAAUACACUCCAGAAGCGAUUAUUGAAGGAGGAUAAAGUAGAAGAAAUUAAACAUUCCAGGUCACAAAGGUCACGAUCCCUUUCAAAGCAUCGAAGUGAAAGCACCGCUUUAAGGAAAAUGAACCAGAAGGAUAUCAUAAACAAAACAAUUUCAAAGGAUCUUUUCUCUGUUUCGGAUGGGGAGAAAGAGGAAGAGUUCUUCGCCCUGGAUAAGGAAAACAUUAGUCCAAAUACCCUUCAAUUGAGGCUUCUGAAAGAGAAGGGUAAGGUAGAAGAAAUUAACCGUUCCAAGUCAGAAUGGUCACCUCUUUCAAAGGGGGGUAUAUUUAAUCUAUAUCCAAAUGAAAGAACGGGAAAAAAUACUACAAUCUCAGACUUCAUCUCUGAUUUGAACGGGGAAGAAGAGGAAGAAGAAAUCAUCACCCCUAAUAAGGAAAACAUCGGUCCAAAUACCCUUCAAUUGCAUCUCCUGAAAAAUAAGGGUAAGGUAGAAGAAGUUAAAUGUUUCAAGUGUCAAAAGUCACCCCUUUCAAAGGGUACGUUUAAUCCUGACGUGUAUCCGAAUGAAAGCAUAGGCCCAGCUUAUGGUAAACUGAACCAGAAUGAUAUAAUAAAUAGCUCAAUCUCAGUCGAUCUCAUCUCUGAUUUGGAUGGGGAAGAAGAGGAAGAAGAAAUCUUUUCUCCUAAUAAGGAAAACUUCAGUCCAAAUACCCUUCAGUUGAGGCUCCUGAAAAAUAAGAGUAAGGUAGAAGAAAUUGAAUGUUUCAAGUCUCAAAAGUCACCCCUUUCAAAGGGUACAUGUAAUCCUGACAUGUAUCAAAAUGAAAGCAUACUGAACCAGAAUGAUACGAUAAAUAGCUCAAUCUCAAAAGGUCAUUUCUCUGAUUUGGCUUGGGAAGAAGAGGACGAAGAAGUCUUCAAUCCAGAUAAGGAAAACUUCAGUCCAAAUGCCCUUAAAUUGCGGCUUCUUAAAAAGAAGGAUAAGGUGGCAGAAAUUAAACAUUCCAAGUCCCCGUGGAAAGAAAAUCAAAAGUUGCAAAGAAAGCCUUUUUGCAGCCAAAUCAACUUGGCACAGGAGCAACAUCUUGUGACAUCAGAGGACAGAGUGCAAAGGGUACCUUUCCAAUCACUAAAUAGCUCAGCAGACAAGGGAAAAUCAAACACUUUUUCCCCUGUUUCUUCAGCCAAAAGCUUUCAUUUCAGUAAUUGUGGACAAAUUUUAGACCAGCACAUUAACCACCCUUCAGAUAUUAGUGGGGUGCCAAAGAAGAGUAGCUGGGACAUGAUUGUGGAUACUACUUCUCUUGUGAACAAGGAAUCAAGGAAAGCUCUGCAGCUUCUACAAGGCCUCAAGGGGACUCGGUUAAUCAUUCCAAGAUUGGUCAUAAGGGAACUGGACCGUAUGAUGCGACAGUUCAAAAUCUUCAGAAGAACUUCAGAGGCUUCCUUGGCAUUGGAAUGGAUUGAAGAAUGUAUGGUGAAGACAAAUUGGUGGAUUAAAAUCCAGAGCUCAGCAGAUGAAGGAAGGUUAAUUGCUCCAACCCCACCUGCUUCUCCCCAGUCUCAGUUUAGUGAAGACAGUGUAAUUUCUCCUUCAUACCAGAAAUGCAUGGAAAUUGCUUCACCAACCUUAGAAGAUCACAUCCUUGACUUUGCUCUUCUGUAUAGAAGAAACCAAAAUGAUGGACAACUUGUCCUACUCAGUGAGGAUAUCCCUUUGAAAAUCAAAAGCAUGGCAGAGGGUUUGCUUUGUGAGGCAGUGCAGGAGUUUCGUGAGAGUCUAGUGAAUCCAUUCUCUGAGAGGUUCUUGUGGACCAAUAGCUCUCCUCGAGGACAGACCUGGUCUUGCAAGGACGACGUGGUCUUAAGAGAGAGAUAUUAUCGUGCUCCUUUGUGCAGGUCAUCAAAGACAACUGCAAGCGGUUUGAAGCUCAUUCUGCUUCACAAUUCCAAGUAUGGGCUCUGAGCCACUGACAAAAACAGUUCAGUUGAUCCUGCUGAACAGAGAUAUUGAAUUCUUUUUUCUUCUAAGAAACAUGACCAAUCAAAUCAGAUUUUGUUCAGCUUGGUAGAAAGCAAUGGGUAGCUUAAAAAAUAACCAAUCUGUUAUCUAGAAGGUUAUAACAGCAAUUAAUGGAAGAAAAAAUUGUUAAACUUAUUU